Messenger RNA from Capsella rubella, 1259 nucleotides. RefSeq lists its product as uncharacterized. The record is from RefSeq and is a predicted model, not a curated record. The transcript is spliced from 9 exons. Lineage: Eukaryota; Viridiplantae; Streptophyta; Magnoliopsida; Brassicales; Brassicaceae.
CAGCUGGACCAUCAACUCUAGAAGACGACACACCGUCUUCCUCCGAUGACGAGUUUUAGCUUAGUUUAGCGAUCACGAUCAUGGAUUUCAUGGAUUCAGAAACACAAACACCUGAUGAUUUACCACAACUGGAAGCGGAUCACAACAUGCCUCCUCCACUUGCUCCAGAAUGUAAAAGCUACAAAUGGAAAUGAAAAAACUAAGAUGCGGAUGGAAAUAUAGAAGGUAAACUCAUAGCAGCUAAAGAUGUCUGGAAGUUGGAAGACAACCAAGUUAUUGUGCAUUUCGGUGAAGAUACCAGUCAACCAAUUGGAGAUUCUGGAGGUUUACUUGGAUCAUGGUUAGGUCAAUUAAGUACCGAUGUGCGAUUGCUACCCGUUGACUACUCUGAUUGGAGGUUGGUUAAUCCUCUUAUAAAAGAAAAGGCAUGGGAACUGAUCCAGUCCAAAUUCAGUUUUGAUGAUCCUAUGAUGAGAAAACAAUAUGUAAUGAGUGCACUGGGUAACCGAUGCAAGGAUGUCAAAUUACGUAUUUGGAGAGACUACAAAAAAAAUGAUUUGAAUGAGACGUUGCAGAAUCGACCCGAAAACAUUCCUGAAAAUCAAUGGUAUCAUUUCGUUCACAAGAGGUUUACUGAAAAGUGGAAGAAAAUGCAAGAGCGUAAUACAAAGAACCAAAGAAAAAAUACCAUGCCUCACUUGUGCGGAAGAAAGAGUUUUUCAAGAAAAAGAAAUGAGAUUAAAGUCAAGAAUGGAAAAACGCCAUGUCGAGCAGAGUUUUUCAUUGAGACUCGCAAGAAACCUGAUGGAAGCUUUGUGUGUGAGGAGGCGAAAACACGCGCGGAAGCACUUACAACAUUAAUGGAGCAAAAUCCUCAAGUCACGAGCAAUGUUCCAGCUAGAAAUGAUGAUGAAUAUGCUCAAGUGUUUGGACCUGAGCGUCCAGGACGAGUACGUUGUGUUGGUCGUGGACCCACACCAUCAAAACUGGUGAAACGCUCGACCGCAACAAGACAAGAGAUAGAAAAUUCUGAAACAGUCAUCCAGCUGAGGGCACAGUUGAAAACAUUAGCUGAGCAAGUUAAUGGAAUGUCUACAUUCGUUCGACAAAUACUUGGUCCUUCGAAUGGUGAACAGGUAAGUGUAUGGGCUGCAAAUUUUGCAGCAGCUUUUGCAAACAUACCAAAUCCAGCAUUUGUUAACAUUCCAAAUCUACAGAAUUCUAGGGAAAUUGAUGAUGAUGCCAAUGAUAAACGCUAG